AUGUCCGUCCUGGCGAUCGAAGCGGAGCUUGCAAAGUUUCAGAUGUUUUCGGGAUGCAGCUCCGAGAUGAUCUCGGAGCUGAGCCGAUUGACCACAAGCAGGAUAUGCAAUGAGGGCCAGGUGAUGCAGGCCAAGGGGGACCACACGGAUGCGCUGCUGAUCGUUCUCCGGGGCACGCUCAAUAUUUUCCUGGGUGAGGAGUGCAUCGGGCAGAUGCGGAAAGGGGACCACGUGGGUGAGACCUUUUUCCUCGCUGUGGAGGACCUUUGGAACAUACAGCUCGUCGCCGCCGAGUUGGGUAUGGUGUGCGACGUCAGCCGCGAGGUACUCCAAGAUGUUUUGAAAGAUUUCCCUGCAGACAAAGAGCUGCUGAAUCCGUAUUUGUCUCAGCCGCCCCACGUGCACCUUCUCACGUCUGAGCGCAUGCUCCAGAGCCCCAUCUUCGCACAGCUCUCCGAAUCAGCUUGGGAGAUCUUUCGGGACAACAUGGUCCGGCGCAUCUUUUUCCCUGGCGAGACGAUUUUGGCCGAAGAGUCCAACCAGAAGUAUCUGGUGCUUCUGGCGCGUGGGGCCGCAAGCAUCGAGAUUGCAGGCCGCACAAUUCGCGUCGAGCGCAGGGGCGAGUCUCUUAGAGGCCUGUCCCAGCGCGAGGGAGUGGCGAUGGAGCAGGAUGUCCCUGGGCAUAUGAUGGCUUAG
Messenger RNA from Symbiodinium sp. CCMP2456, 696 nucleotides. Lineage: Eukaryota; Dinophyceae; Suessiales; Symbiodiniaceae. The record is from the annotation of a GenBank genome assembly.